UCCAUUGGUUAAAGGAAUGGCCACACAGACGGCAACUCUGCCAAAGAGAUUCAUUUCAGCCGGUUCUUCCUCACUUCUCCUUUCCUGUCUAAAUCGAAGGAACAAUUCGCUUCUUCAACGCUUUGGCUGCGCCGCCUCAAUCUCCGGGAUCCGGAUAGCUGGAAUUUGCCGGUCAUGGAAGAACUAAAAAAGCCGAUAUUUGCUUAUUUAGCUGAGCAAUGGUCUCUGCUAAAAGCAGUGCCGACUCAGAGAGAGUCUGCUACUGAAAGUAUUAAUGAUGAAAAUUCUGUUACUGUUACUCCCGAUACUGUUUCCACAGAGAAGACUGAUGACGCCCCUACUGCUAAGAAUGAUAAUGAUACGGCAGAGGAAAACAGUAGAGCUCCAGAGCCAAAAGAGUCGGAAGAAGAAGAAGCUGCUGAAGAGGAUAAACCAAUGAUAAAGCUGGAAACCGCUCCAUCGGAUUUUCGUUUUCCAACAACAAAUCAAACUAGGCAUUGCUUCACUCGAUAUAUUGAAUAUCAUAGGUGCAUAGCUGCUAAAGGAGACGAUUCUUCUGACUGCACCAAGUUUGCGAAGUACUAUCGGGCACUUUGCCCUGGUGAAUGGAUUGAACGAUGGAAUGAACAGAGAGAGAAUGGAACCUUCCCUGGUCCCCUAUAGAUGACUACUCCAAUGCGAAUGGGGAUUAUGGCCUCUUGUUUACCAUACCAGGCAUAAAUUGAUGGAGUGAUAGAACUAUUGAGGCUAAUAUUUUGAGAUUUUUGAAUAAAUAUAUAUUUUUAUAUUAUUUCUGAGGCUUAGAGUGUCAAGACAUGAAUAAUGGACGCUUCCAUGCCUGUUUACUUUUUUUAUUAAUAUUUCAGCCAUGAUGCUCAAUAUUGUUUGCA
This is a messenger RNA of Phalaenopsis equestris, 890 nucleotides long. Its product is annotated as cytochrome c oxidase subunit 6B-like. Lineage: Eukaryota; Viridiplantae; Streptophyta; Magnoliopsida; Asparagales; Orchidaceae. Bases 175 to 663 code for a protein of 162 amino acids. The transcript has 5 exons. Gene Ontology annotation, cellular component: mitochondrion; respiratory chain complex IV. The record is from RefSeq and is a predicted model, not a curated record.